CACACAAAACUCACAUUUCAUCAAACCACUCAAAACAGAAAGAAAAAAAACAGAGGAUUCUUCUAAAGAGAUUCUAAAUUCUGUUGGUGGUUUUGUAAGUGAACGCAGAGAUGACGAUGGAAGAGAAGCUUUUGAUCAACGAACUGGAACAAGGGAGAGAGCUUGCGAAACUAUUGAUGAGCAAUCUCAAACAAACUUCUUCAAUUGAAUCCAGCAAAACCUUGAUCUCUGAAAUUAUCCGUAUUUACCAGAAUGCCAUUUUCAUGUUGAGCUUGAAUGAAGACGACAAGAACAUCCUUAAGCGAAGCCCAGAGUUCAAUGACAAGAAUUCUAAAACCGUGUUUAAAAAGAGGAAAACAUCGGCGGAGAAGAAGACAGAGAAAGUUAGGGUUGUAGUUGGAGAAGGACAAGAAAAGGGUUUGAUUGAUGAUGGUUUUAGCUGGAGAAAAUAUGGGCAAAAAGAUAUUCACGGAUUCAUAAAUCCUAGAGGAUAUUUCAGAUGCACACAUCGAUUCACGCAGAAUUGUCUAGCAGUGAAGCAAGUCCAGAAAUCAGACAAAGAUCCUUCGAUAUUCGAAGUGAAAUACGUCGGAAACCACACUUGUAACAAUACACCCCCGAAGACGAAGACCCCGAACCUCUCUGUUUCAAUGUUCGAAGAAGGAAACAGAGCACAUGUAACAGAGCAAUCAGAAGACAUUAAACCGACGAAAACCGAGGAAGUGACGAUAAGUCUUGAUGAUCUGGAGGAGAAGAAGAACAUUUUCAGGACGUUUUCUUUCUCUAACCACGAGAUUGAGAAUGUUGGUGGGUGGAAAAGCAACAUUCUCUCGGAAAAUUUGAUGGGAAAUCUGUCACCUGCAACAUCAGGGUCUGGAAUUACCGCCGAGAUUGUAAGUGCUCCUGCUCUUGUUGAGAAUUCGGAGACUGCAGAUUCGUAUUUCUCGUCUUUGGACAAUAUUAUCGAUUUUGGACAGGACUGGUUGUGGUCGUAGUAGCUUUACAUUGGUAAAAUGUAACUUUCUCAUGGCCGUAAUUAUAGAUGGUCCGAGUGUAAUCUCAGUGUUAUAGUAUUAUUUCAGUUAAUGGAUAGAGAUUGGCUUUUAGCCUUUUAGGAUAUGAUUUUUGCCUUUUUUCUAGUAGGGUUUGUGAAUUCCCAGUGAAGUUCGAUGGUACUACUUUAUGACAAUUAAUUAAGAAAUGA
Messenger RNA from Eutrema salsugineum, 1204 nucleotides. Its product is annotated as probable WRKY transcription factor 46. Gene Ontology annotation, cellular component: nucleus. NCBI's taxonomy places the organism in Eukaryota, Viridiplantae, Streptophyta, Magnoliopsida, Brassicales, Brassicaceae. Gene Ontology annotation, molecular function: DNA-binding transcription factor activity; transcription cis-regulatory region binding. The record is from RefSeq and is a predicted model, not a curated record. Bases 111 to 995 code for a protein of 294 amino acids. Gene Ontology annotation, biological process: regulation of DNA-templated transcription. The transcript has 3 exons.